ACAUAUGAUUCAAUUGGUUACAUGUUUGUUUUUUUUUGAUCAAAAUUGUUUGCAAAUCAAUUGAUUUGAUUGUCUUUUGAAAUUAAUUUAAUUUAACAUGCCUACCAUUAGUGUUAAUCGUGAGCAUUUACAUAAAACCUUGGGUCAAGUUUAUACUGAAGAUCAAUUUAAUGAUUUGUGUUUUGAAUUUGGUCUUGAAUUAGAUGAAAUUACAUCAGAAAGAGAGAUUAUCGCUAAAGAAAAAGGUGAUGAUAAAGCUAUUGGUGCUUCUACCGAUGUAAUCUACAAGAUUGAUAUACCGGCUAAUCGGUAUGAUUUAUUGUGUGAAACUGGAUUAGUUAGAGCUCUUCUCAUUUUUCAAGGAAAAGUUGACAUACCUCAAUUUUUGGCUAUUGAUCCGGCCGAUUAUGGGGUCAAUAAGAUUGUGGUCACUCCAAAUACUAAAUCAAUUCGUCCUUUUGUAGUCUGUGCAAUCUUACGGAAUAUUACAUUUGAUCAAGUUCUCUACGAUAGUUUCAUUGAUCUUCAAGAUAAAUUACACCAAAACAUUUGCAGAAAACGAUCUCUAGUUGCUAUUGGUACUCAUGAUUUGGACACAAUCAAAGGUCCAUUUCUUUACGAUGCUAAACCACCUCAAGAGAUUAAAUUUGUUCCUCUCAAUGAAACCAAGGAAUUUAAUGCUGUUGAACUCAUGGAAUAUUAUUCGGGUAAUAGUCAUUUGAAACCUUAUCUACCAAUAAUAAGAGAUAGUCCCGUUUACCCAGUGAUCUAUGAUGCCAAUGGUGUUUUACUCUCCCUACCUCCGAUAAUCAAUGGCAAUCAUAGUAAAAUUAAACUAUCGACCAAAAAUAUAUUCAUUGAAUGCACAGCAACUGAUGAAAAUAAAGCUUCCAUCGUACUGGACACUAUCAUUUGUAUGUUCAGUUCGUAUUGUGAUCCACAAUUCCAAGCGGAAAAGAUUCAAACAGUCUAUGAAGAAUCCAAAGAGACAAAGAUUUUCCCGAAACUCAACUCUCGUAUGGAAACCGUGGCAGUUGAUCGAGCAAGUCAAAUGUUAGGAGUUAAAUUACCUAAAGAAGAGAUUUGCAGAUUAUUACAGCGAAUGGGAUUAAAAGCAACACCCAAUAAAGAUAAUUCAAUGAUUGAUAUUGAGAUUCCACCUACUCGACAUGAUAUCCUUCAUGCUUGUGAUAUUUUUGAAGAUGUUGCCAUCUCAUAUGGAUACAAUAAUAUUAUAAAAAAGUUUCCCAAAGUCGUAACCAUUGGUGCUCAAUUUUCACUUAAUAAAUUAUCUGAUCAAAUUAGACAUGAACUUUCAAGAUGUGGAUAUACUGAAGCAUUAACAUUCUCCUUGUGUUCCAAGGAUGAUAUUGCUGAUAAAAUGAGGAUACCCGAUGAAAUUUCCAAGGCAGUUCACAUUGCAAAUCCUAAAACAAUUGAAUUUCAGGUUGCCAGGACUUCUUUAAUUCCUGGAUUACUGAGAACAGUUGAAUCUAAUAAGAAAAUGCCUCUGCCACUAAAGCUAUUCGAAAUUUCCGAUGUUGUCUUGAAAGAUUCGAGUAAAGAUGUUGGCUCACGAAAUCAGCGAAUGUUAUCUGCUCUUCAUUACAACAAAUUUCCUGGUUUCGAGGUUAUUCAUGGUUUACUUGACCGAAUCAUGCAAGUAAUGGAGAUUCAAUAUACUUCUCAAGGUUCAACUGAUGGAUAUUAUAUUGAAUCAACAAAUGAUGAAAGAUUCUUACCUGGUCGAUGUGCUUCAAUCAUCUACAAUAGCAAAUCAAUUGGAAUCAUGGGUGUACUUCAUCCUAAAGUUAUUACCAAUUUUGAAUUAACCCAACCAUGUUCAGCAUUAGAAAUUAAUGUGGAGAUUUUCCUUAAAAGAUAAAAAUCAUCAUGAAACAUGAACAACAAUCAAUUCAAAGUUUUUAUCUUGGAAAAGUCAAGUUUCCAAGAUGAGUAAACAAUCAUUUCUGGAUAUAUUAUAUACAUGGGCUCUGGAGUUAAAGAAGACAAAUCUUAUCUAAAUUAAGUGGAUUGUCAUUUAUUGAACAUUUUCAACUAAAAUAUUGGACCAUAAACCUUAAAGGACUUUAAUAAAGACAGAAAGAAAAGAAAGAUAAAUAAACAACUAUAAUGAUUAUCUUUAAAUCACCAAUAACUUCAAUCCCAGUACAUUAGGAGAGGAGAGAAAGAGACUCAAAGAUGAUUAAGAAAUUGCAACACCAUUAAUAUAGAUUAAUCAAUAUAUAUAUAUAUUUUAGGUGAAAUCACUACUGUUCCUGUAAAUUGGUUCAAUCACUGAACUUUCAAGUUAUUAAUGAACUUUAUUUAACACUAAUGAUUACAAUCAAGUCUGGUUUAACUUUCGAUUAGUUAUCAACAAACUAAUUAUUAUUGUUAUUGUUACAUCGUAUAUAUAUUAUACUUGGUAUAGAUUUUGCUUAAAGUAUUUUCGCCUGAUUGAUUGUUUAUAAUAAAUCUAUCAUCAAUCAGAAUUUAGGAUCAUGUUGAUGACUUGAAUAAACAUUGAUCUGGAUUCUCAGUAAACUCAA
Messenger RNA from Panonychus citri (citrus red mite), 2552 nucleotides. RefSeq names its product phenylalanine--tRNA ligase beta subunit-like (gene beta-PheRS). The transcript has 14 exons. Lineage: Eukaryota; Metazoa; Arthropoda; Arachnida; Trombidiformes; Tetranychidae. Gene Ontology annotation, molecular function: phenylalanine-tRNA ligase activity; RNA binding; ATP binding. The coding region runs from base 98 to 1885 and encodes 595 amino acids. Gene Ontology annotation, biological process: phenylalanyl-tRNA aminoacylation. The record is from RefSeq and is a predicted model, not a curated record. Gene Ontology annotation, cellular component: cytoplasm; phenylalanine-tRNA ligase complex.